UGACUAAAAGUGACGUAAGUAAGUAAUCGUUUUCCGCUUCUGUGUUCACCAGGAAAAUGACUACGUGCGUCUGGCGCGGCACUCGUGGGAGGUGCUGUGGACGUACAUCACCAGCCCAGAGUCCGACUGGAAGUCAGAGUCCGGGUCGAGCAUCGAGGCGGGCGUGGUCCACAGCAAGAAGGUCAAGGGCGUCGGGAAGGUGUUCCGUCUCACCACUUUGAUCGAGUGGUCCCCCAAGGCCACUUAUGAGGCCGUCAACUUCCAACCAGAGACUCAGCCACAGUGGAACUCGGCCCUCAAGGAGUCACAGGUACUUCAAAUGGUGGAUGACAACACCGACAUCUUGUACAACAUCGCGGCCGAGGUGGCGGGCGGCGUGAUCACAUCACGGGACUUUGUCAGUCUCCGCACCUGGGGGCAAAGGGAGGGAAUGUACAUCUCUGCCGGCAUGGGGGUCAACCAUCCUGACAAACCGCCGCAGAAAGCCUACGUCAGGGGCAAAAACGGCGUGGGAGGCUGGGUGUAUAAGCCUGUGGAGGGAGAGCCGAACAAAUGCCUGUUCCUUUGGUUCAUGAACACCGACAUAGGGGGUUGGUUUCCCCAAAGGCUCAUCGACGUGAACAUGGCCAAAGUCCUUAUGGAUUUCAACCGAGAUCUACAAGCUCACGUGAGAGAGCUCAAAAGCAGCAGGUCUGAACCCUAGCCUAUCGGCCCAGCUACUACUAGACUGACCACCUGAACACACAUCAUCUGUCGGUGUGACUCGACGCUGUGUUUGGGUUUUUUUUUUCUCCUCUGAUAUUGAGCCACUUGAGGAUUUCCUCCAUGCCAGCCCUUUGAGGGUGACUGAGAUGUUAUUUUCUUUACGGACUCUUGCUGCUGUGUGACUCGAUUGGUGUGUGUUCGAGCCUUCUCUAUUUCGGCAUGGACACCAUCUGUACAUUUCUGUUUACCUUAUGAUGCAUGCCGUUGCGAGCACCGUGUAAAAAAAUACCUUUUACCAAACUGAAACAUUUCUGUUUUUCACAACCGGAUAAUUCUGUGGAUAAUUCCGUUGUAUACAACCGAUGCUUUGU
This is a messenger RNA of Aplysia californica (California sea hare), 1076 nucleotides long. Its product is annotated as stAR-related lipid transfer protein 3-like. The record is from RefSeq and is a predicted model, not a curated record. Lineage: Eukaryota; Metazoa; Mollusca; Gastropoda; Aplysiida; Aplysiidae. Gene Ontology annotation, molecular function: lipid binding. The transcript has 5 exons. The coding region runs from base 320 to 703 and encodes 127 amino acids.